Messenger RNA from Venustampulla echinocandica, 1746 nucleotides. RefSeq lists its product as uncharacterized. Gene Ontology annotation, biological process: DNA catabolic process; double-strand break repair via break-induced replication; mitotic intra-S DNA damage checkpoint signaling. The record is from RefSeq and is a predicted model, not a curated record. Gene Ontology annotation, cellular component: nucleus; Holliday junction resolvase complex. The transcript has a single exon. Gene Ontology annotation, molecular function: crossover junction DNA endonuclease activity; 3'-flap endonuclease activity; DNA binding. NCBI's taxonomy places the organism in Eukaryota, Fungi, Ascomycota, Leotiomycetes, Helotiales, Pleuroascaceae. The coding region runs from base 1 to 1746 and encodes 581 amino acids.
AUGACUGAAGCUGAAUGCGCGAAUCCCCUCCUACUGGGCUGGGUCUCAGAAUGGCUGGAGACAGCGCGGGAGCGGAACUCCAAGGGCGUCACUACCUACAAAAAGGCCUAUGACUCCAUGAAAUCCUGUCCCUUACUAUUUACGCACCCAUCAGAGGCACAGCAACUCACUGGAUUUGGACCGAAGCUUUGCAGUCGUCUGACCGAUAAGCUCAAAGAAUACUGCGAUACAAACGGUCUUCCUAUGCCAGAAAUACCCCAAAAGCGGAAGAAAACAGCUCCCAAGGGUAAUGGCGAUGGCGAUGGCGCUGCAGAACCGGUAAAAAAGACGAGGAAACCGAAACCAUAUGUGCCUGCGCUGCGUUCUGGUGGUUAUGCUAUUAUUUUGGCUCUGGCGACAUUGGAUGAGAAUUCACAUAGUGGUAUCACAAAGCAAGAGACAAUCGCGCUGGCAGAACCACAUUGCGAUUCCUCAUUUACUGCUCCUACCGAUCCUACCAAGUUUUAUACCGCGUGGGGUUCUAUGAAGACACUAGUUGAAAAGGAUUUGGUUUACGAGAAGGGGAGACCUUCACGGAAAUAUGCCCUGACAGAGGAGGGAUGGGAGGUUGCAAAGCGCAUUAAGAAGGCGAAUGAUGGAAAUACAGAACGGGUGGUUACAUCUGCCCCGAAGAAAAACGCAGCUCCAGAAUUGGAUGAUGAUCAGUUCAUAUCUCUCGACCCAAGUCCAUCUCCUCCACGUAUGGGAACCUCGGAAUCUUUAUCCAAACAACAAGCACCUGAUAUCAUCCCACAAGGUGAAGCCAUCGCAUCGACGGCUUCCCUCCCGGCGUUCACACCCAUAAUUAUUCCACCAGGCUCCUUUGAUGUAAAGCUCGUCCUCGAUACACGAGAAGUCCGAUCCACAGACGACCGAGGCUACAUGGAAAGGGAGCUCACCAAGAAAGGUGUAGCACCUAUCAUGCGUAUGACUGCACUUGGGGAUGUAUUCUGGGUAGCCAAGAUGCGAGACUCGGCGUUGCUCCAGAGUCUGGGUGCCGAAGGUGACGAGAUCGUUCUGGACUGGAUUGUGGAGCGCAAGCGAUUAGACGAUCUUGUGAGCUCAAUCAUAGGCGGCCGCUUUCAUGAGCAGAAAUUUCGUCUGCGAAAAAGCGGCAUUAAGAACAUUAUUUAUAUUAUCGAAGAAUUCUCUAUCGACAUCCCGAAAUAUGGAGAGGCGGUGGAAUCCGCCAUUGCCAGUACCCAGGUCGUGAACGGGUUUUUUGUCAAGAAGACGCAAAAGAUAGAUGAUACGAUUCGUUACCUAGCGCGCAUGACGAGAAUGCUUCAGGGCAUCUACGAGUCGAAGCCACUGCAUCUGAUCCCGACUGACAUCCUCACGACGCGGAAUUACCUCCCGCUCAUGGAGCACCUUCGCGAGACGCAGCCUAUGAAAGAUUUCCACAUCACCCACUCGGCGUUUUCGUCGCUGUCUUCGAAAUCCGAAACACUGACGUUGAGAGAUGUCUAUUUGAAGAUGUUGAUGUGUACUAAGGGUGUGACUGGCGAGAAAGCUCUAGAAAUCCAGAAAAGGUGGAAGACGCCAGCCGAGUUUGUGGAGGCUUUUGGGAAGUGUGGAGGAGGAGAGCAGGGGAAGAAGAGGAAGGCUGAGAUGGUGUCUAAUGAGAUGAGCAAUUUGAUGGGCAGGAAGAAGAUUGCUAAGGCAUUAAGCGUGAAGAUUGCGGAGGUAUGGGGAGAAGGGCAAUGA